GCCGCCCGGCUCCUCCCCGCGGCCUCGAAGUCGGGCUGCGGUCGGUCGGGAGGGGGAGGUUCCCCGGGCGCAUGGGGCGGCCGCAGCGCCAGUGAAGGCGGGGGAGGCAGGAGGCCGGCCGGGCGGGGGAGCUUCCUCCUAGCAGCGAGUCUCCGUACGCAGAGAGCGUCCGGAUCCCUCCUCCCCCCUUCGCUGCCCGGUCCGGCGGCCCCGGGAGGAGCAGGGGGCCCGAGUCCUUCCCCGCCGGAGCGGCUGAGAAGCAGAAGCAACCAUGGGGUGCAUUAAAAGCAAAGAGGACAAAGGUCCAACAAUGAAAUAUAGAACUGAUAACCCUCCAGAACUUGUUAGUUCCCACAUCAGCCAUCAUGGAUCAGAUUCUCUCCAAGCAACACAGUCGCCUGCAAUAAAGGGACCAUCAGUUAACUUUAACAGUCAUUCCAUGACUCCAUUUGGAGGACCUUCGGGGAUGACCCCCUUUGGAGGAGCCUCUUCCUCGUUUUCAGCUGUGCCCAGUCCAUAUCCUAAUAGUUUAACAGGUGGUGUAACUGUUUUUGUGGCCUUAUAUGAUUAUGAAGCUAGAACUACAGAUGAUCUUUCGUUUAAGAAGGGCGAACGGUUCCAGAUAAUAAACAACACGGAAGGAGACUGGUGGGAAGCAAGAUCCAUUGCUACAGGAAAGACUGGUUACAUCCCGAGCAAUUAUGUAGCUCCUGCGGACUCCAUUCAGGCAGAAGAAUGGUAUUUUGGUAAGAUGGGCAGAAAAGAUGCAGAGAGAUUACUUUUAAAUCCUGGGAACCAACGUGGUAUUUUUUUAGUACGAGAGAGUGAAACCACUAAAGGUGCUUAUUCCCUUUCUAUCCGUGACUGGGAUGAGGUCCGAGGUGAUAAUGUAAAACACUACAAAAUCAGAAAACUUGACAGUGGUGGAUACUAUAUCACAACUAGAGCACAAUUUGAUUCUCUACAGAAGUUGGUUAAACACUAUACAGAACAUGCUGAUGGCCUGUGUCAUAAACUAACGACUGUGUGUCCAACUGUGAAACCCCAGACCCAGGGACUAUCAAAAGAUGCCUGGGAAAUACCUAGAGAGUCUUUGCGGCUAGAAGUUAAGCUGGGCCAAGGAUGCUUUGGGGAAGUAUGGAUGGGAACGUGGAAUGGAACCACAAAAGUAGCAAUCAAAACACUAAAACCUGGUACAAUGAUGCCAGAAGCUUUCCUGCAAGAGGCUCAGAUCAUGAAGAAAUUACGACAUGAUAAACUUGUUCCGCUAUAUGCUGUUGUUUCUGAGGAGCCAAUCUUCAUAGUCACUGAAUUCAUGACAAAAGGUAGCUUACUAGACUUCCUUAAAGAAGGAGAAGGGAAAUGCUUAAAACUUCCACAGUUAGUUGACAUGGCUGCUCAGAUUGCUGAUGGCAUGGCAUACAUUGAAAGAAUGAACUACAUCCACAGAGACCUUCGGGCAGCUAACAUUCUUGUAGGAGAUAAUCUUGUGUGUAAAAUUGCAGAUUUUGGUUUAGCAAGGUUAAUAGAAGACAAUGAGUACACUGCCAGACAAGGAGCCAAAUUUCCAAUUAAAUGGACAGCUCCUGAGGCAGCAUUAUAUGGUCGGUUUACAAUCAAAUCUGAUGUGUGGUCAUUUGGAAUUUUGCUGACAGAACUGGUAACAAAGGGUAGAGUGCCAUAUCCAGGGAUGGUGAAUCGUGAAGUUCUGGAACAAGUAGAACGUGGGUAUAGGAUGCCUUGCCCACAGGGCUGUCCAGAGUCUCUCCAUGAAUUAAUGAAACUGUGUUGGAAGAAGGACCCUGAUGAAAGACCAACAUUUGAAUAUAUUCAGUCUUUCUUGGAAGACUACUUCACUGCUACAGAACCACAGUACCAGCCUGGAGACAAUUUAUAAGCCAACAACCUACAUAACAUGCACAAAUCUGCCAAAUGUAAAGGACUUUCGAAGGGUUCCUUGCUUCUUUAAAGGAAUCAAAGGAAAGAAAAUCUUCACUCUGCAUGCUUUUAAUGGCAAACUGGAAUUCCAUACUACAGUUGCACAAAACCACUUUUAAACUGUUAUACCCUAAUUUACCAAUGAUGUGAUUUCCCCCAACCC
Malaclemys terrapin pileata is the source of this 2101-nucleotide messenger RNA. It is a transcript of the gene YES1, whose product is annotated as YES proto-oncogene 1, Src family tyrosine kinase. Bases 272 to 1897 code for a protein of 541 amino acids. Gene Ontology annotation, biological process: cell surface receptor protein tyrosine kinase signaling pathway; cell differentiation; innate immune response. Gene Ontology annotation, cellular component: extrinsic component of cytoplasmic side of plasma membrane. The transcript is spliced from 12 exons. Lineage: Eukaryota; Metazoa; Chordata; Testudines; Emydidae. The record is from RefSeq and is a predicted model, not a curated record. Gene Ontology annotation, molecular function: ATP binding; non-membrane spanning protein tyrosine kinase activity; signaling receptor binding.